AAGAAUCUCUUCGACCAUUGGCUUAUUGUCCCAUUUCUCACAAUCCACCGUUUUGCUACUUCCUUUUUCCUUUCGGCCAUUUUCCUCCCUAGUAGGGAAGUAGGCAGCCAUGGCCCCCAGCCGAAAUGGAAUGAUUUUGAACCCUCACUUUCACAAAGACUGGCAGAAACGAGUGCGCACAUGGUUCAACCAGCCAGCCAGGAAGAUCCGCAGACGAAAGGCUCGCCAGGCCAAGGCACGUCGCCUUGCUCCCCGUCCUGUCUCUGGACCACUGAGGCCACAGGUCAGGUGUCCCACUAUCAGGUAUCACACCAAGGUUCGUGCCGGACGUGGCUUCACCCUGGAGGAACUCAAGGCGGCUGGAAUCCACAGAAAGACAGCCCGCACCAUUGGCAUCUCUGUUGACCCCCGCCGUCGCAACAGAUCCACAGAAUCUCUUCAGGCUAACGUGCAGCGCCUGAAGGAGUACCGCUCCAAGCUCAUCCUUUUCCCCAGGAAGGCUUCUGCCCCCAAGAAGGGAGACAGCACUGAGGAGGAGCUGAAGAUGGCUACUCAGCUCACUGGUCCAGUCAUGCCCAUCAAAACCGUGCACAAGAAGGAGAAGGCCAGGGUUAUCUCUGAGGAUGAGAAGAACUUCAAGGCCUUCGCCAGUCUGCGCAUGGCUCGCGCCAAUGCUCGUCUUUUCGGCAUUCGUGCCAAGAGAGCCAAAGAGGCUGCCGAGCAGGACGUGGAAAAGAAGAAGUGAAAACAGUUACUAUGGAACUUUGCAAAAUAAAGUGUUUAAAAGAUCGA
Messenger RNA from Monopterus albus (swamp eel), 792 nucleotides. It is a transcript of the gene rpl13, whose product is annotated as ribosomal protein L13. The coding region runs from base 110 to 745 and encodes 211 amino acids. The record is from RefSeq and is a predicted model, not a curated record. Gene Ontology annotation, molecular function: structural constituent of ribosome; RNA binding. Gene Ontology annotation, biological process: translation. The transcript is spliced from 6 exons. Lineage: Eukaryota; Metazoa; Chordata; Actinopteri; Synbranchiformes; Synbranchidae. Gene Ontology annotation, cellular component: cytosolic large ribosomal subunit; ribosome.